AUGUUGAAUCAAAAUCCCGGUUUGAAAGGCAUUGCAUAUAGCAUUACAGGAGGCGCUAUCAAAGCACAAGGGUACUGGAUGCCAUACGCUUGUGCCAAAGCAGUAUGCGCAACUUUCUGUUACCAGAUCGCUGGGGCACUAAUACCCCUGUUUGGCCCUGACUUCCCCUCAGAGUGCAUCUCGCCUGGCGAGCCACGAUACGGCAUCAUGAUCAUCAAGUCAGAGUUGAUAAGCGAUACAAUGAGAAAGGCACAAGAACUGUAUCAAAGAUACGGCAAUUGGGGAGGUGGCUGCACUUCCUCAUCCCCUGCCAGACGUCCACUUCGGACAGCCUCCACUGGGUCUCAAGAACGUCAUCACCACCAUCCUUACCAAGAGCACCGAGACCGCCAACAACAGCAACAACGGACGGUACGCUCUAGAAGAGGCCUCGCUGAAGAGAGCUCUUGCGUAGAUGCUAUACCGCAGCUGCGUGGUAUCUCGGCACCGAUGCCACCGGCUGGCGAGUGGACACCACCCCUGCUGCGGUCAAGUGCAGGCCGGCCUUGUCCUGUGAUGUCGAUAUCGACACACUCUUCUAUCUCAUACCCUGAAAGGGCGCCUCACCGUUCAGCAUGGACAGCGGUAAAUCGCCAGCCACCCAACAACUCCCUCGAUAGAUAUUCACUCAAGCGCCCACUUCCCUCCAAUGAGCCUGAUGAGUCGGUAUCGCAUUCGAACUGGCCAUCCUGUAGCCAAGCUCCCAACCCAUGGCUUACUGCCAUUCCACGCUCUCCUCGAAAAACAUCCUCCUCCCCAUGGGCUUCUCAACCAGGCAGCGCCAGCAGGAGUAGAGCUGGCAGUAUCAACAGCAUGGCCAGCCAACAUCCACAAGGAUUACCAUCCCCUUCUCUCAUACUAUCCUCACCAUCGUCAUCAAUGGUAUCACGUACAUCAUCUAACUCUCCCAGCCCAAAACCUCAGCUACCACCCAUCUCCCAACUCUGCUCAUUACCUGUACCUUCUGGUCGGCGGAGGCUUCCUAAUGGGAGGCCUUCCCGAGUAGGAAGUGAUGCGACUAGUAGCCAUUCUCGUCAAGACCACAACACUCGUGGCGCUUAUCAAUUUUCCGCCGGAUACCAAAGAGCACUCACUCCUCCCUCAUCAAGAUCGGCACCGAUGCACUGGAGGAGCCAAAGAAGGCCAGGCCUACAGGACCAGCAUGAGUAUGAGCACAUACUAAACACCCAGCCCAGGAGGAUAGCAGUAGAGGCAAACAUGGAAUGUGGCGACGAUAACGAAGGCCAUCUGCAUCUCCCACUACCACUACCUAGGUCUUCCUCCUCAACUUCCAUUGUGGCUGACAAAAACGCGAAUGACACUACAAGCGACAGCAGCAGCCGGGAUUUCAAUUGCGCUUCCAUUGGUAGUGGUCGUGAUGACGGCCAAACAAGUCUCGCGGCUCGCAAGACGGCGGCUUUGACACUCCUGCAUCUGAGACAGCAGGAAGAAGAGAAAGAAGCUGCUGCUGCUGCUGCUGCUGCUGCUGCUGCUUACUCCUCUACCAAACGACCAGAGUCACCUUCAUCUUCUCUUUCAUCACCCGUCUCUCCCCCGCCCACUUCUGGUCAACCGUCGCCUACGCUGUCGGCUGUGGUUACUACUACCAAUUCGAGAAGGGGUACUACGACUGCUACUGCAACUGCUGUUCCUGACACUACCGAGCCAUUGGCACCACCUCCCUCGCCAAGUAGUAAUUACCUGGGUUCACCCAUCUCCACUUCCAUUGCUUCUUCUUCUUCUUCUUUUUCUCCCUCUACAAGUUGUAAUGGUACUAGGGAGAACUCGGUCGUUGCAAACGAGAUGAUUAGGUAUGCUGGGCAAGAAGCUGUUGCUGGUGAUCCUCGUCACUGUGAUGGCGAUGCUGAUGAUGAGGAUGAUUAUGAGCACGAGCAACAACACAGAAGGAAGAGGAGACGGUUGUUGCUUGUUGGGAGGGCAAAGUCAUUCUGA
Molecule: messenger RNA, 1992 nt
Organism: Neurospora hispaniola
Lineage: Eukaryota; Fungi; Ascomycota; Sordariomycetes; Sordariales; Sordariaceae
Exons: 2
Coding region: 1-1992 (663 amino acids)
Molecular function (GO): DNA binding
Source: RefSeq, a predicted model, not a curated record